Messenger RNA from Bombus huntii, 1047 nucleotides. RefSeq lists its product as uncharacterized. The transcript has 4 exons. The coding region runs from base 179 to 883 and encodes 234 amino acids. The record is from RefSeq and is a predicted model, not a curated record. Gene Ontology annotation, cellular component: septate junction; membrane. Lineage: Eukaryota; Metazoa; Arthropoda; Insecta; Hymenoptera; Apidae. Gene Ontology annotation, biological process: regulation of tube size, open tracheal system; septate junction assembly.
AUAUGGCUGUGGAUCUGGCUAUAGUAUGUCAGCAUCAAGCAAUAAGUUAUAUUAUUACCAUUGUUGGCAGUACUGAAACAAUGCAAGGUGUGGCAAGUUUACGAUAAAGAGAAUAUUUUUGAGAUUUAUAAAUAAACGAUUUGUGACGUCUAUAUACUGAUAACAUCAAACAAUCGGCAUGUCUGUUGAUAAACAAGAUUAUCAUCGUGCCUCAAACGCGGUGGUACUUGGUGGAGUAAUUACAUAUAUUGCAGGUUUAUUGUUGGUUAUGGCAUUUACUAGCCCCUAUUGGAUUGAAUCUUACCAAGAGACUUUCAGUAAUUUUAAACAUAUGGGACUAUGGGAAUAUUGUUUCGAACAGUUUAGAUAUCCAUAUUAUCAGUUUGACAAACAAUUUGAUGGAUGUCACCAUAUUUUCUCAGAAGAAUAUUAUGUGAUCAGAGAAUGGUUAUUGCCAGGGUGGUUAAUGGUUGUGCAGACAUUUGUUACUCUUUCUCUUUUACUCUCGUUCUUUGCGCAAGUUGUGAUUGCAUUGACCUUAGUCCGUUGGCCUUUAAAAUUUGUGUUGAAUUAUGAAUGGUUGCUUUCAGCUUUUGCUUUUGUGUGUUGUAUCACAGCAGGAACCCUAUUAUUUUUAGCAGUAUCAAUAUUUGGAGGGCAAUGUUGGCGCAGAGACUGGUUGAUGUACCCAAACUUUAACCAUUUAUCAUGGUCAUAUGGUUUGGCAGUUGUUUCGUUCAUGUUCCACUGGUUAGCUUCGAGUUUGUUGUAUCUAGAUGCGAAAGCCGGUUAUAGAUUGCGUAAGGAAUCUCGAAAUUUAGUAAUGCAAAUGCAGCCCAAUCUACAAAGUCAUCAAGGAUUAUCAAGGGGAGGAUAUAUAUAAUCGCUCGUUAUAUCGAUAGUAUCCAAACAAGAUUUAUUUACAGAAUAAGUUUCAAAAUAUUUUUGGUAAUGUUAAUUUUAAGCAAAUAUUUGUAGAUCUGUUUUCAAACUCUUCUGUUUUAUAUGACAUUGUUUUAUAAUUGAGUUUUCAGCGAUAGUAUUUAA